CUCGGUCACUCCAAAAUUUGUGUGUGAAAAUUUCAAUGGGAAGGAGAAAACCUAGCAGCGAUGGUCCCAUUAACAUUGACUCCGACUCCGAACCCGAGUCCGACCUGAAGUGCUCGAUUUCAGAAAUUUACAAUGAUCAACUGUCAAAGCAUCGAACAUGUUGGAUGCAUGUAUUAGCAGCUUCGAAAGCUCAAAGACAGAGCUUGACUCGGGGAGAAACUGAAGAGAUCAAAAAGAUAUCCCCAUGCUUUUUAACUUUUUCUCCUCACCGCCAGAGAUCAACGAGCAAGUAUGUCAACCGUGAAGUGUCAAGAAAAACACAGAACCAAGACACUAAAACGUGUUCAGUGUCAAGAAGAAAACCGGUGCCAGUCUCUCGAGCUUGUAGAGUGUCACGGAAGAAACAGAAGCUAGGCUCUGAGGCCUUUGAGUGCUACUUUGAGAACUUAUGGAAGAGCUUCUCUGAGGACAAGAAAACUUCCUGCACAUACCUUGACUGUUUAUGGUUUUCCUUGUACAUUAAACCAACCACCACAGACAAGGUGCUAACCUGGAUUAAGAAGAAGCAUAUUUUUUCAAAGAAAUAUGUUUUUGUUCCUAUUGUGUGCUGGAGCCACUGGAACCUACUAAUAUUGUGUCAUUUUGGUGAGAAUCUCGAAUCAAAGACCCAAAGACCAUGCAUGUUGUUGCUUGAUUCUCUUGAAAUGGCAGAUCCGAGGAGGCUCGAACCAAAUAUAAGAAAAUUUGUAGUGGACAUCUUUAGAGAAGAGGGUAGGCCUGAGAAUAUGAAUCUUCUGAGAAAAAUUCCUCUUUUGAUACCUAAGGUGCCACAGCAGAGAAAUGAUGAGGAAUGUGGUAAUUUUGUUCUCUACUUCAUUAAUUUGUUCACGGAGAGUGCUCCGCAGAAUUUUAGCAUGGAGGGCUACCCUUACUUUAUGAAGAAAAACUGGUUUACAUAUGAAAGCUUGGAUUGCUUCUGCCAGGAACUCUAUUCCUCAGCAAAGUGAAGUUCCCAGAACUUAAUAUGCAUAUGUUUUUGUAAAUGGUUUAGCUGAUUAUAAUGCCAGACAGAUUCAUGAUGCAACUGAUGUUUUAAGUGUCUCGAUCGACAAGUACAAUAGGGAAAACAAUAUUUGAGCAAAUAUUUUGGUUCAUGAGAAUAGAGAGAAUCCUCAAUUUUUAUAGUGUUGACUACGUUUUUGGCGAUCUGAUUGUCAUUGUUGGGAAGUACAGUUAAGAACUGAUCUUUGAGCAAGAAGAUGGCUUAGCUUGAAAGUGCUUUGACAAUCCAUUAACAGUAGACACACAAGUACCCCCUUUAUAACUAUAAAGGAAGAACAAGAUCAUAGCAAGAGUAUUGUAUUACAACUAAAAAUUUCCAUCAACCAGCAAUAAGAUCACAAACCACAUUCAUGUACGAACUGGGCUUUUAAAG
Messenger RNA from Rosa rugosa (rugosa rose), 1435 nucleotides. RefSeq names its product ubiquitin-like-specific protease 1D. Lineage: Eukaryota; Viridiplantae; Streptophyta; Magnoliopsida; Rosales; Rosaceae. The coding region runs from base 36 to 1007 and encodes 323 amino acids. Gene Ontology annotation, biological process: proteolysis. The record is from RefSeq and is a predicted model, not a curated record. Gene Ontology annotation, molecular function: cysteine-type peptidase activity. The transcript is spliced from 7 exons.